UUUGAAGUAGUAUUUUAUAAUUUUUAAUACCAAGUUGCUUUCCAAAUUGCAUAAUGAAAGCGAAGAGUGAACGAAGAAAACAGUACAUCUGCAACCAAAUAGAUGAUUGUAAGGAUCUGUCAUCUCUGUUCUAUGUCUUACCCUUUCAGAAGGGAUACUUAGUAAACUGGGAUGUACAGCGGCAGGUUUGGGAUCAUGUCUUUGGGAAAGAUGUCAUGAAUCUAGAUUGUUCGGAAUCAACAAUCAUCAUCACAGAGCCCUACUUCAACUUCCUAGCCAUUCAA
Anneissia japonica is the source of this 284-nucleotide messenger RNA. Its product is annotated as actin-related protein 6-like. The record is from RefSeq and is a predicted model, not a curated record. Lineage: Eukaryota; Metazoa; Echinodermata; Crinoidea; Comatulida; Comatulidae. The annotation marks the transcript as partial. The transcript has 2 exons.